Molecule: messenger RNA, 972 nt
Organism: Triplophysa rosa
Lineage: Eukaryota; Metazoa; Chordata; Actinopteri; Cypriniformes; Nemacheilidae
Product: zinc finger protein 239-like
Exons: 1
Coding region: 1-867 (288 amino acids)
Biological process (GO): regulation of transcription by RNA polymerase II
Molecular function (GO): RNA polymerase II cis-regulatory region sequence-specific DNA binding; DNA-binding transcription factor activity
Source: RefSeq, a predicted model, not a curated record
AUGCAAAGUGCUUUAAGAGUUCAUCUGAGAAUUCACACUGGAGAGAAACCUUACCAGUGCUCGAGCUGCAGUGAAAGAUUCACUUAUUUUAAAAGUCUUCAGACUCAUCAGAAGAAACACGCUGAAGAACAAACUGAUCUAAAGUCACACCAAACAACACAUACCGAGGAGAAACGCUUUCAGUGUUCACACUGUGAGAAACGCUUCCAUCAAAAAGCUCAUCUGAUAACUCAUCAGAGAACUCACACUGGAGAGAAACCUUACCACUGCUCUCUCUGUGGAAAGAGCUUUACUAAUCAAAGUGCUUUAAGAGUUCAUCAGAGAAUUCACACUGGAGAGAAACCUUAUCAGUGCAGUGUUUGUGGGAAGAGUUUUAAUCGUCAUCGUAAUUUAGUGGAACACAAGAGAGUUCACACUGGAGAAAGACCUUGUCUCUGUAAUGUUUGUGGGAAGAGUUUUAAUUGUCAUCGCAAUUUAGUGAGACACCAGAGAAUUCACACCGGAGAAAGACCUUAUCUCUGUAAUGUUUGUGGGAAGAGUUUUAAUCGUCAUCACAAUUUAGUGGAACACAAGAGAGUUCACACUGGAGAAAGACCUUAUCUCUGUAAUGUUUGUGGAAAGGGUUUCACUCAACAAACUGGCCUACGAAGUCAUCAGAGAAUUCAUGCAGGUGAAAGACCCUUUAAAUGUUCUCAUUGUGACAAGUCGUUUGCUCAAAUGGGUGUCUUGAAAAACCAUGAGAGAAUUCACACUGGAGAGAAACCUUACCAGUGCUCGAGCUGCGGAGAGAGAUUCACUUAUUUAAGAAAUCUUCAGACUCAUCAGAGGAAACAUGCUGAAGAAAAAACUGCUCUGGAAUCAUCGUAGUGUCUAUAACCUGGAAUAAUUUUACUCGCAGUAUUUUUCUGUGUACCAAUUGAAAUUAUUCUGCAUGUCUUUUCUCAUGUACGAAUGAAAAUUGAAUCUGUUUUA